Micropterus dolomieu (smallmouth bass) is the source of this 6544-nucleotide messenger RNA. RefSeq names its product sphingosine kinase 2 (gene sphk2). The transcript has 8 exons. Gene Ontology annotation, biological process: sphingosine biosynthetic process; sphinganine-1-phosphate biosynthetic process; positive regulation of apoptotic process. NCBI's taxonomy places the organism in Eukaryota, Metazoa, Chordata, Actinopteri, Centrarchiformes, Centrarchidae. The coding region runs from base 1512 to 4181 and encodes 889 amino acids. Gene Ontology annotation, cellular component: intracellular membrane-bounded organelle; cytoplasm; membrane. The record is from RefSeq and is a predicted model, not a curated record.
CGUCAAUAUUUAUGUAAAUGAGUCUUCAGCUUGUAACUGUUAAAACAAAGCAAUAGUUAAAUAAGUCAGCUUGGCUAACAGCCUGUCAACCUGCUAGCUAACGUUAGGUGGAAGACAUCGGUAAAGUUUAAUAAUCAAACGUAGCUUUUACUUCAGAUCAGCAGGGUUGUUAGACAAGUUAUCAACGCUGCUGUAAAGGGUGUAGCCGUGCCAUUAGAAUGGGAAUGCCAUUGAGUUCAAAGUAUAAGCUAGCCGAAAUUUGCCCAAAAUACCCCGAAGUCACUCAACAACAGCCUCAUUGUGUGGGAGACAAAAUUAGCCCACUGAUAUUAUUUCUGGGUGUCCCCGCCCUGCACUUCAAUGAGGAACAGAGAUCUUCGGGAGGGAACGUGAGGCUUGACUCUAGGACAUUACCAUGACAUAAACUAAGGACCCACCUGGAACUGUCUCAUUGUUUGUCUUUUGUUUUGUUUCUGUUUUUAUUUUAUUUUAUUAUUUUUUUUCGUUGUCUAGUCUCCACCUGUCUUACCUAGGGUGCAGGAUUGUUUGUUUGGAUGAAACUUUAAUGUAUCACACUACUGUCUAGAGGACCGAACUAGUCUCUCCUCUUGUCUGCCUCCUAUAUAUCACUGAGAUUAAAUAUAGCAAUAGAGGUAUCAAAGGUCUUGAAAAAGCCUGCACUUAUCAUAUCUUUGUGGCAUUAAAAUCAUUUCGGCCAGCACUUACCAUGCACCGUACUCGACUUAGAAUUUACUUGUGCGUUAAAUUUAAUUUAAUUGUUGUAGCCUCCUUGUAGAAACAAGGUGUGUUUGUUUGUCUUAUUCAUACUUAAUGGAUCUGUUUUUUUCAAUGCAACUAAGCGUUUCGGUUUUGUCCAUUUGCAUAAUUAUUUAAAGAUGUAUUGUUAAUGUUGAGUAGCUGCUCAGCUGCCUAAUGUUGUUAUCACAAUAGGUAGCUUUCAGUUGUAAAGUAAACAAUUUUAUUUUACUUAGGCAAUCUUUGUGAAGAACACUUUUUUUAAUGACUGAUCUUGUAGUGGAAAAUAUAAUUUUUUUAAAGUGCUGUUGUCUUUGAAUAUGUUGAUGUAUUGCUUAUUCACUUUUCCACUGGCAGUAAACUGUAGAAGCUGACAGCUCUUCAGAUCAAACUGUGAUGGGAGCUUUAUUAAUGUGACACGAAGACUGGUCUUUUGAAGUUCCCAUUUUCACUGGAUACAUACUCAGAACAGAAGAACCUUUAAACUGGAAGAAGUAAAUGUUUCUUUUCAAAUAAAGACGUACUUAUGAAAUGGACAGAUCGGAACAGAAACUCAGAGCUGAUUCUAAUUCAGUCACUGAAACGGGAGGAUGAUCUUGAGGAGAUUUCAGGGAUAAAGUUCUCAUACUGACAUUCAGAUUUUCCCUGCAAAUCUUGAACAGUAGCCAAGUUCCACUCUUCAAGCUUCUAGCUGUAGAAGAUACUUAAUAGACUGACUUUUUUCCUGACAAACCGUGUCCACUUCAGCAGUGAGGAUGCGAUCUCCAGAACCUUCUUCACCUUCCACUGCAGAAGCCCUACUUCAUGGCCAGUUUGCCAGCUGGGGAUCCGGCAGCAACAGCAACAAUAACAGCUGCCCCAACAGCCCUGGUGGUCCAGGGGGGCUCUCCCCUGCUGCUUCUCCUACUCCGGCUCCGGCCUCCAACUAUGCCUUGACCCUCACACACACCCACAUACAUAUCCAGCGUCUGUCACCACGGAUGGGGAAGGAAGCCCGUCUCCUGCUGCCUUUAUCAGAGCUGGUGGGGUGCAGUUGUCCUCGUGCCCCUGCACCCCCUCUCCUGGUGCUGUAUUGGUACCCACCAGGCAAACGACGGAAAGGGGUCUCUAGGCGCAGGCAGGUGAGGGCCUACCUGGCUGAAAGCAGGCCUGAAGCUGAGAAGUGGUCGGCUGCUGUGCAGUGUCUACUCAGAGGUGUGACCGUCACUGCUGACACAGAAUUUUCAAGAAGUCUGCUACCUCGUCCCAGGCGUCUACUGUUAUUGGUCAAUCCCUUUAGUGGGAGAGGCCAGGCGAUGCAGUGGUGUCAGACCCACAUCCUGCCAAUGAUCAGAGAGGCCAACAUCAGCUACAACCUUAUACAGACAGAGCGUCAGAACCAUGCCAGAGAGCUUAUCAGAGAGAUAUUGCUACCAGAGUGGGAUGGCAUCAUCAUCGUUUCUGGAGAUGGCCUACUGCAUGAGGUAAUUAAUGGGCUAAUGGAGCGCCCUGACUGGGAACAAGCAAUAAAAAUACCUGUCGGCAUUCUGCCCUGCGGCUCUGGGAAUGCACUGGCUGGCUCCGUCAACCACAAUGCAGGGUAUGACAUGUGCCUUCGGGAGCCCCUCCUUUUGAACUGCUGCUUUUUGCUCUGUCGAGGUGGUGUCCGCCCCAUGGACGUGGUCUCUGUGACAACAAGCCCUUCUCCCAACAGUCGUCCUGCAGCACCCAGGAGACUGUUUUCUUUCCUUUCUGUUGCCUGGGGCUUUGUGUCUGAUGUGGACAUUGAGAGUGAGAGGUAUCGUGGCCUGGGCUCAGCUCGCUUCACCCUGGGCACCCUGGUGCGCAUAGCUUCUCUUCGGUCCUACAAGGGUCGUCUGUCCUACCUGCCUCCCUCUAUUUGCAACACGUCACCAGAUGCCACGCCUCCUCCGCCAAGAAGACCCCUCUCCCGCAGUAUCACAGAAGGCCUGGAGGGAUUCUGUCAAACACCCAUCCAUCGCACCUGCUCUGACAUGGGCAUCAGCGAGCAGAGGAGCCUGCGUAGGGGUGAGGGAGAGAGGGAAAAAGAGGAGAGGCAGCGAGAAAGGGAGAGGAGAAGGGAGAGGGCUAGAGGAGGAGGAACCGGCGUGGUGAGGGCAAGCAGCCUGGCAGAGGACAGAGAGCGUGAACGGGAGGGGGAGGAGGGGAUGGAUGCAGAAGAGGAGAGGUCCGGGACGAGUUCUGAAUCAAAUGAAAGGGAUGAAUGCAAUAUGGGAAGGGGAGAAAAGUUAGCGGGGAUCAAGGAUGAAAGGGAAGAUGAGGGAGGAGUAGAGCAUGACUCCAGUGAGAUGGAGGAGGAUAGGGGGAAGGAUGGGGAAGGCAGUGGCGGUUCUAUAGAGGAGGAGAGAGCAUUGCAUGCGAGAGAGCUGGGAGAGAGCUGUGGGGUAGACAUGGGGCAAGAGGCAGAUGAAGAGCCAGACGGUUGUUUGCCUCAGAAAGCCAGACAGGCACUAAGAAAGAAUUCAGCCCCUUCAAGCCAGAUAGUGAACGCUCUCUUCAACCAGCCUCUCAGACAGGAGGCUGACACAGACUCUGGCACUUCAUACGGGGUAGAGGACAUGGAUCUUAAUGGAACCUACUACCAGAAAGAACCCUAUCAACUGGACGCUGCUCGUGAGCGAUCUCUCACCAUAUCCUCUCCCUUUCGUCACUCACCCUUCUCUUACAAGACCAAGACCAUGGACCAAAAUCAGAACUCCUCCCGGCCGAGGCCCCUCUCCCUCCUCCAGCACUCCCACUCAAACUCCCUCCCUCCUAAAUUCCCUUCCCUCUCCCUGUCGCUUUCUCCCACCCCCCCAUCUUCCCCUUCAUGUGCCUCUCCACACUCCUCAUCCUACCUCGUCCCCCGCCCUAACACCCCAAAUUCCACCUCGCCCUCACCCUCUCUGCGCACACCGUCCUCAUCUUUUAACUUUGACAUUGCCGAGCCAGCAGGACCCCAAAAGAACCGCCCUUUCGUCUCACUGCCUUUAAAUCUCCCUAGGGAUGACUUGUUACCCCCCCUCGACCAACCCCUUCCCACCAGAGAUUGGGUAACCAUUGAAGGGGACUUUGUGCUGGUCCUGGCCCUUUAUCAGACCCACCUCGGGGCUGAUCUUCAUGCUGCACCCCAGGCCAGGUUUGACGAUGGGCUGAUCCAUCUGACCUUUGUGCGGGCGGGGAUCUCCAGAGCCACUCUGCUGAGGCUGUUCUUUGCCAUGGAAAGAGGAACACACCACUCCGUCAGCUCGCCGUAUGUGAGCCAUGUUACCUGCAGGGCCUUCAGGCUGCAGCCUCUGUCUACACGGGGGACACUCACUGUGGAUGGAGAACUGGUGCCCUAUGGGCCACUUCAAGCGCAGGUUCAUCCUUCCAUGGCUCGUCUCAUCGUUGGUGACUCUGGGGUGAAGAUUACCAGAUUCUAAUCAGGGAUUGGUUGAGCUGAUUGACAGAUACAUUACUCUGCUGAAUUAUGUAAUAUAUGUUGCCAUGAGAGAGGGGGAGUGUCUGAGAGACUUAGAAUACCCUGGAUUGCUGGAAAUGCUUUUCUGGGGUUUAAUGAAAGGGAUAACCCACGAGCCACGCAUCACGAAGCAUGACUGCAGGGAUUUAUAGCGAAUUUGAAAAUGGAUGAAAAAUGCGCCUCAUUGCACAGCUGUUGGAUUGCGCUUUGCGUACCCUGAGAAGCAUAGGAACUGCACAGCCUGGGAUAAUAAGAGGGAAGAACAAUCGAAUGUUAAUGGAGUAUUUUUGUGCAGAUAGUGCAUGUGUUACAUGCAUACAUAGUAGUAUGCAUGCAGAGAAGCACUACCUGAUUGUUGCCUUUCGAUGAGAUGGAAAGAAAUCAGAUUAAAAUUAGAGAAAGUUCUUAAAUAUGACAUGCUAUUAAAAAUACAUUGAGAUUUACUUAAUUUAACACCCUCUGUCUUCACCCAAUGUCCAAAUAUUUGAGUAUAAAAACUUCCGUCCCUAAAAGGAAUGCCUUAUCUGACACUGGACAGUAUAGUUGUACCUUUGCCCUUUCUUAUAUAAGAAACUCAAUCUUCUUUAUCUCUAGCCACCUAUGAGAGUGUCCGUCCACUACAUAAAUACAACGUACUGGUAGACCAACCUACCUACUGUUAUCUUUGAACAGCCUACUCUCCACUGUUUUAAGCAUCAGUGGAGAAUACUGUGCAUAAAUGUACACUUUAAUGACCUAUUUCUUCAUGCAAGUGACUCAGUGUAGAGGAGCGAGAUCAAGCUUUUCAGGGUCAUUACAUUAGUAGGACAAUGGAACCGUUGAACGGUGACCAUUACUGACAUUUUUACAUAAUCUGCCUGUUAUUCUUAGCCAGUGGAUGCACAAUAAUGAUGUCAAGUGAUAUCAGACUUUGCAACAUAUUGAAAUGUCUGAACAAAGCAAGCUUUUUUUCCAGUGGUUUUUAGACUGUUCGUUUUCAAAAAUGUUUCAGAAUCAUACACAUUAGCCCUUGGCACUGUUUUAUGUCUGGAAUCUAUCACUAUCUCUGAGUGAGCAUCUUUGGAAGCAUAGAGGACAUUACUUGCCUCUGUUAAGUAGGAAGUAGUGCAUUUAUUUUGCACAAUAACUGGACUUAAAGUAGUACAGAAAAUCACAACACUAGAAAGCAUAGUGACUUUUAUAUACAUCUAUUGCAUAAUCAGAUGUUCUAUAAAUGGAUGCACUAGAAUUAAUAGCCUAGUCCAGACACUAUAAUAAAUGGAUCACAUUACAUUUUUAGCUUGAAGUUAAUUAAAUGUCUCAAUUUGAGAUAGCUUUUGAAAGGUAGAUCUGAUGGAUUACAAAAUCAUUCAGAUACUUUAAAAUCCUGUAGAGACAAACGAGGGCACCACACUAAAAUCCAGCCGCUCUUGUGUUGUCAGAUCAAACUUUUGAUCAAGUGUUGAAUCAGACCGAGGGAAAAUAACUUUUACUGUGAGAAUGACCUCAAUCUGUUGAAGUAAGUGAGAGAUUGGGUUUUAAAUUUAAAAUAUCUGGAGAACUUAAGUACUUCCAAAUGACAAUGUGCUCCUUGGUGAAAUCAAACUGCAGACCUUGGAGCUCUACAAGGAAUUGUCAUGUUUUAUAAAUACAUUUGUGAAAUGUCAUAAUAAAACUUGAUGAUGCACUUGGUCUGGACAAAGGAAAAAAAAAAUAGCAUGUGCAGUGUAUCAAUCAGUAAGAUCAUGCUUGGGUCAUCAUCAGCAUACUGUAUGUCUUGGUCAUGCCUGGGCAAAUAAAUACCUUUGUAUAAUAAGCCUGUAAGUUGUGGCUGUUGAUUAUGAACUAUUCAAACCUGACUGCAGAAAAUGGAGUAAAAGUCUUUGCUCACCAGGCUGUUAUUUUUGUUUGUUGUUUUUUUUUUGCAUUUGAGCGCACAAUGCAGCUAGUCUACCACAAUUACACUGUGCUUUCACAGCUAUAGAAUGUGAAUACAACAUUUUGAGUCUAGGCUUGUAACAGUACCAAAUAGAAAAAUCUAUAUACACUUGGAGUUUUUGCCAAAAAUGUUUAAUUUCGAUGUUCAAAAGACUGGUUAUGACAGUUGACCAUCCUAAACAUUUUGUCUUCUAUGGCCAUAGCUCAGACCAUGGUGUUAUAGACCAAUUUGAUGUGACAGUGUCAGGGUUUAACCCCUCAAUCGAUAAUGCCAUUAAGAUGUCUGUAGUGGACUGCCUGUAAUAAAAUUGUAAUUACUACUAAAAUUAUGAAAAUAUAUACAAUGUACAGUUAAUAGUUAUAUAUGGUUUUGAAUAAAUGGAACUUGACAAGUUUGUCUGAAACAAA